Molecule: messenger RNA, 1143 nt
Organism: Nanorana parkeri
Lineage: Eukaryota; Metazoa; Chordata; Amphibia; Anura; Dicroglossidae
Product: Friend virus susceptibility protein 1-like
Exons: 2
Coding region: 1-1143 (380 amino acids)
Source: RefSeq, a predicted model, not a curated record
AUGGAACUUCCACUGUGCGGAAUCCCUACUUCACGACCUUUUAGUGCCUUGUUCGUUGGUCCCACACUCCUCAACACUAAGUCAUGGAGUGGUACAAUUUCAGAUGAUUUAGCAAAUUUUAGCUUUGAGAAAUUCUGUUUCAACAAAGCAGAGAAGAAGGCAGUGUCCUUACUUGGCUGGUACUUCCUUAAUGCCCUCUCUACUGAAACAGAAAGAAGGGAGAAAGCCGAGGCAGAGGUUAAGGCAUUAAAAGACCUCCUAGCAGUUGUCUUGGUGUGUGUACGUUCAACUGCUAGUCGGGCCGAUGAUUUGGAAGAGCGGUGUGCAGCCCUCAUGACCAAAUCAAUUAAUGACUUAAGGAAAAAGAAAGGCCGUAGACCUGUUAGCAAAGCCAGGGUGCGUGCCAUUGUCACAUCCCAUAAUUGGGAUCGUGAGGAUGCGCUCUCCUCAGGUGAUAGUGAGGAUGAGGAGAUUGCAUUUGAUAUUACUGAUGAUGUUGAUCACUCAGUGGGAAAGAAGAAGUGUGCUAGACCUCUUAUUACUAAGCAUAGGAAGAGGCAGCAUGAUAGAGAAGAUUUUGCUGAUGGGGAGGUACAUUACCGCAACCCCAGAGAUGUUGAAAUUGAAGAAUUAAGGGAGUUUACACAAACUAAACUCCAAGAACUGGAAAAACAAUACAAACAGAGGUCCGGGGAACCCCUAUUAAGUUGGCUCCUACGUUUGUGGGAUGAUGGGGCGGACAGUGUUCUUUUGUCAGGCAAGGAAGCAGUGGCUAUGGGAGUGUUAACCCAUGAUCCACAAUUGCGCCAGGCCAUGCGUAAGGCCCGAGAGUUUACUGUGAAUUUUUCACUGUUAGACCUUGUGAGAGAUGGGUUAGUCCGGGUAUAUGCUAAUCCUAGUGACCUGGAAAAUGCCUCCUCUUGGAGAACAAUGAGAGAGGGUAUUGCCAGGUUACGUGAGAUGGGCUGUAUAACUGGACUAACUAAGAUACCGGAAUGGAUGGGUCCAGAUAUGGAACCGUUCACGUCUGCUCUGCGCUCCAAGCUGAUGAGGUCUGCGCCGUUUAAUCUCAGAGCUCCUUUAUUGUCUUUGCUGGGAGGCCUGGGAUUAAACAGCAAGAUUAUGAAGCCACUACCCUUUUAA